UUAGUAUACAGACAGCCGGAAGCUCCACUGUGAAACUGACCGAACGGGAUACAACUUGGUGUGAUGGAGCGGUGAUGUGCCAAUCAGAGGUGUGAUAAGGCCAGAGCAGCCAUGACUGAGUGCUUCCUGCCCCCCAGCAGCAGCCCUGCAGAGCAGCGCAGGGCUGAGCACCCCGGGGGGGUGGCCCGCACCCCCAGCUCUGAGGAAAUCAGCCCCACCAAGUUCCCUGGUUUGUAUCGCACUGGUGAACCAUCACCGCCUCACGAUGGACAUCACCAUGAGCCUCCUGACGCCUACGUGUCAGACGACGACAAGGACCACGGCAAGAAGAAGAACAAGUUCAAGAAGAAGGAGAAAAGGACGGAGGGAUACGCCGCCUUCCAGGAGGACAGUUCGGCAGACGAAGCGGAGAGCCCGUCCAAAAUGAAGCGCUCCAAGGGAAUCCAUGUGUUCAAGAAGCCCAGUUUCUCCAAGAAGAAGGAAAAGGACUUUAAGGUGAAGGAGAAGGGCCCCAAAGAGGACAAAGCCAAGGACAAGAAGUCCAAGGACCUGACGGCUGCGGACGUGGUGAAACAGUGGAAGGAGAAGAAGAAGAAGAAGAAGCCGACCACGGAGGCAGAGCCAGUCCCAGUGGAGACCCCCACCUUCAGGCCCAUCUUUGGAGCCCCUCUUGGUGAAGCUGUGAAGAGAACCGCUCUGUAUGAUGGCAUCCAGCUGCCGGCCAUCUUCAGAGAGUGUGUGGACUACAUUGAAAAUUAUGGGAUGAAGUGUGAAGGCAUCUACCGGGUUUCAGGUAUGAAGUCCAAGGUGGAUGAGCUGAAGGCAGCGUAUGACCGAGAGGAGUGUCCCUGCCUGGAGGAGUACGACCCUCACACAGUUGCCAGCCUGCUGAAGCAGUACCUCCGCGAGCUGCCGGAGAAUCUGCUGGGCCGAGACGUGGCCCAGAGGUUCGAGGACGCCUGCGGUCGACAGGUGGAGUCCGAGAAGGUGACGGAGUUCCAGAGGCUGCUGGGCGAAGUGCCGACGGAGAGCCGACUCCUUCUCUCCUGGCUCGUCACGCACAUGGACCACGUCAUCACCAGGGAAGCCGACACCAAGAUGAAUAUUCAGAACAUCUCCAUCGUCCUCAACCCCACCAUACAGAUUGGGAACCGUGUUCUUUACAUGUUCUUCACCCACGUGAGGGAGUUGUUUGGAGACGUAGUCCUAAAGCCAGUUGUGCGGCCGCUUCGCUGGUCCAACAUGGCGACGAUGCCGGCUCUGCCCGAGACCCAGGAGAGCAUCAAAGAGGAGAUCCGACGACAGGAGUUCCUACUGAACUGCCUGCACAGAGACCUGCAGGCAGGAGUGAAGGACUUGUCCAAAGAGGAGCGACUGUGGGAGGUUCAGAGAAUCCUGACUGCUCUCAAACGCAAACUGAGGGAAGCAAAACGUCAGGAGUGUGAGAGUAAAAUAGCCCAGGAGAUAGCAAGCCUGUCAAAGGAAGAUGUUUCAAAAGAGGAAAUGACUGAGAAUGAGGAGGAAGUAAUCAACCUUCUCUUAGCACAGGAAAAUGAGAUUCUGACGGAGCAGGAGGAGCUGAUCUCUCUCGAGCAGGUGCUGCGCAGACAGAUUGCUACAGAGAAGGAAGAAAUCGAGAGGCUGCGGGCGGAAAUCGCGGACAUACAGAGUCGGCAGCAAGGUCGCAGUGAGACAGAGGAAUAUUCGUCAGACAGCGAAAGCGAGAGUGAGGAUGAGGAAGAGCUGCAGAUGAUACUGGAAGAUCUGCAGAAGCAAAACGAGGAACUGGAGAACAAAAACACCCACCUGAACCAGGCCAUCCACGAGGAGCAGGAAGCCAUCUUGGAGCUCCGCGUCCAGCUCCGCCUCCUGCAGAGCCACAAACUGCAGCAGGAACUGACCGUCCAGCCGCCGGCCGAGCAGCCUCCUCCCGCCCCGCCGAGCCCGGAGGCCCGCAGCGAGGAGCAAACCAAACGCUCCGUCGCGGCCGCCACCGCCGCCGCCACAGCCUCUGCUGUCACCGUCGCUGCCGCCACCACCGACACAACUGCUUCAUCCAAUGGAAAGGCGGCAUCAAAGGAUCCUUCGAAGCCCUCGCCGAGCAAAGACAGGAGAGACGCCAACAUGUGAGCUCUGAGUCCGGCGGCUCUGCACUGCUGUACGUCUCUACCGCUGGUCAGUUGUCCCGUAGCUUCUUAUCCACUGGAGGUUUGCUGAGUUCGUUAGAAAGUGGCAGCCAAGAAAUUAUCUGUUACACUGUCUUUGGUGUCCUGAUUUUUUUUUUUUGUCAUUUCCAUAACACCAACACAAAAAAAACAACCUAGAAACAGAGUAGCGGCUGUAGAAGACAACUGGCUGCCACUGUGAGAGACUGGGUGGGACCACAUUUUCCAAAUCUGCAGUGCCAAGCCUGAAUGAAGGAGGAGAGGGCAAACGGGGAAAUGAAGGGAUUCCUGGAGCGAGUAGGGGGACGUACAGUAAGAGAGAAUAGAGUUCGCAAAGUUUAUUUUUCACUGAUGGGUGAGUCAAGAAUCCAUCACUAGACCAGAUGUAAUCUCAGUCCCUGUCGUGCAUUUUGUCCCUUACCUAGAUGCAAAUUUGACAUGUUUGGAUAGAGACCACUGUGCCAUAACUGAAGAUGCCAGACUGGACACGUUCCCCCCCAGAGAACCACUAACACAAAAGCUCUUUGAAUAAUGAAGAAUUUAUGAUCGGUCUAUCUAUAUGUUAUAUAUUUAAGUAGUAUUCUGAAGAAUACGGACGACUAUUCAAGAAGUUCAUUGAUUUAAAGUUACAGCUUUUUUUUUUUUAGUAAUAUAUGAAUAUAUAAAUAUAUUGUAGAUGUUUUCUUUUCUCUCAACAGCCGAUGCACAUAAAACACAGUGGCGUUGUACCUCGCAACUGACCAGUGGACGAAAGCAUGAACAGCAAACAAAUGCGCAACAAAAGUACAUUUCAUCACCGCAAACAGCCGGAGGCGACACUUUGCCCCGCAGUGCAAUCAUCUUCUUUUGUUGUCUCUCGCUCGCAAAUGUGGAAAAAUACAUUUGUGACAAACCUGUGGUGAUGAUUUUUAGUCUCCAAAUUGUGUGCAGAGACACAAAGGAGGCUUGUUUAGUUUUGUUGUGUAUUUGUGUGUGUGUGUUUUUUUUUAUUUUAACUCUUGAUGUGUGGAGUUAUUCAUGGCAUCAGCUAAAUACUAUCAGUCAAUCAUUUCAUUUAACUGAUCCAUGACUAUUGCAAAGUACUGUCGUUGUUCGAUGAUUGAAGCAAAGGCAUGGCCUGACUUACUUACCUUUUCUGUAUAUUAUUGUAAAAUUGCAAACAAACUGUAUUUUCAGCUUUUAUGUUUUGUCAUAUGUUCUGUUUGUUUUUUGUUUUUUUUUAUUAAUGACCUGUGUGGAUUAUUGCUAGUGUGACUGGCCCUGCUUUGGUCACGGGCAAAUCGAAGCAAUCUCAUCUGGACUCAUGAUUCAACGUUAAUUAAUCCUGUGACUGAAACGGAUACGUGCUAGGUUGGGCUCGGAAGCUUCUCAUGAGGUUAUUUUUUCAUAUUGUUCCAAGCUUUUGUAGCUGAUUGUUGCAGACAGAAUAAUGCUGUGAAGAAUAAAGUGUCAAUCUGAGUAAUUUA
Stegastes partitus (bicolor damselfish) is the source of this 3631-nucleotide messenger RNA. It is a transcript of the gene ralbp1, whose product is annotated as ralA binding protein 1. The coding region runs from base 112 to 2130 and encodes 672 amino acids. Gene Ontology annotation, biological process: positive regulation of GTPase activity; small GTPase-mediated signal transduction; endocytosis. Gene Ontology annotation, molecular function: small GTPase binding; GTPase activator activity. The transcript has 10 exons. NCBI's taxonomy places the organism in Eukaryota, Metazoa, Chordata, Actinopteri, Pomacentridae. Gene Ontology annotation, cellular component: membrane. The record is from RefSeq and is a predicted model, not a curated record.